Messenger RNA from Lasiodiplodia theobromae, 558 nucleotides. RefSeq names its product NADH-ubiquinone oxidoreductase. The transcript has 5 exons. The record is from RefSeq and is a predicted model, not a curated record. NCBI's taxonomy places the organism in Eukaryota, Fungi, Ascomycota, Dothideomycetes, Botryosphaeriales, Botryosphaeriaceae. The coding region runs from base 1 to 558 and encodes 185 amino acids.
AUGGCGAACCCCGAAGUGCGGACACGGCCCUCGGUGCCGACCAAGCAGCUCAACGGCGACUACCCGCUCAUUGACAGCGAUCCUCACUUCAAGAGAGUCGUCGGCUAUGCGCGCCCCUCCGACUACGCCGCCGGUGCUGCCACUGCUGCCGCCGGCCCCGCCCUGCUCAGCCUGUGGGAGCGCGUCGCUCCCUCGUACGUUGGCCGCGGCGGCUUCCCUCCCAUCAUGCGCGUGACUGUCGGUAUCGGCGCCGUCGCCGGCUUCCUGACUGUGUACAACCGCUCCAUCUACCGCUUCUACGGUGUCACCGAGAACAGGAGGGAGAUCGAGAUGGACAUGAGAGAGAUGGUUGACAAGGUCAAGGCUGGCGAGCCUCUUUACGGUGUGUCGAGCAUGUCGGAGCAUCACCAGGGCGUUGCUUCAAGGAACUCGAGAUACAGCGCCGUCUUCAACCAUUUGCUCCCGUGGUUCAACUUCGCCAACCACAACCAGCAUGGUGUUGACACCGCCAAGUACUACCAGCAGGCGGAGCGUGAGUUGGCUGCUGAGGGCAAAUAG